This is a messenger RNA of Diaporthe citri, 621 nucleotides long. RefSeq lists its product as uncharacterized. The transcript is spliced from 4 exons. Bases 1 to 621 code for a protein of 206 amino acids. NCBI's taxonomy places the organism in Eukaryota, Fungi, Ascomycota, Sordariomycetes, Diaporthales, Diaporthaceae. The record is from RefSeq and is a predicted model, not a curated record.
AUGCUCCUGCCAAGAACGGUGAUGAGCGUGACGAUGAGCACAGUACUAGUAAUAUCCAGCGCCCCCACUCGGCCAUUUGCUGGGAAUAAUGCUUACUCCGUUGAUUUCACGACGGAUGAGACCGAAACCCGAUGGGUGUUCCAAAUUUACGCAGACGGCUACACAGACAAGGACAAAGAGGGCAACCAGAUACCCCUGGACAAUCUGAUGAUCAACAAGGAAUCUAAACGUCUGACCGUUCUCAAAGCUAUGAACGGGCUUGAUACGACAGAACCGCGGCUCAAGAUGCGGCAGGUACUCAAGGAGUGCUGGGAGCAAGCAGGCCUCCAGCCGUCGGAGCUGAAGGAGGUGCUGGGCUACAUGAUCGAGAACACGAACAUGAAGGAAGCUAUUGCAGACUGCCGUACCACCCAAGGUCUAGCAGAGAGCGACUCUUUUGAGGUCACCGGCACAGAUACGGAUGCAAACAAGAAGACGUGUUGGGACAGGCUUGGAAACACAAUCUUCUCAUCCGCUAUUCGGGGGGCUAUCAGGGAUUUCGAUAUCAACAAGCAGCUGAUCAGCAUCAAGGUGGAUAACGGGGGCAACUGGGAUCAUGUCUACUACGGAUUCUCAACAUGA